Molecule: messenger RNA, 693 nt
Organism: Schistocerca gregaria
Lineage: Eukaryota; Metazoa; Arthropoda; Insecta; Orthoptera; Acrididae
Exons: 5
Coding region: 1-453 (150 amino acids)
Source: RefSeq, a predicted model, not a curated record
AUGACCCCGACUCGGCCCUCGGCGGCCGUGGCGAGCGGACGCGCGCUGGUGUUUACGUCUCUGCUGGUGCCGGCUGAGCGCUGUUUACGGUCAGACGCCGAUAGCACAAGGAGGAAGCAUCGCCAGGACUUGUGGAGACGAAAACCAAGCAAAAAUGAAGUUGGUAACGCGAGUUUCAGAAUUAAUCAACAACCGCCGCUGCCGUAUAGAAACCUCGUUUGUUUCGAAGAGACCGAGAUGGCGAUUGCGAGAGCUACAUUAUCACCGAGAUCACAAUUCCAAGUGAUCACGAAACAGCGGGUGAACUAUUUGACGACGAAUCUGAUGACAACGAUGAGAUGCAGCUUACUGAAAGUAAAAACGAUAGGAACACAGAUCGAGGUCCAUUGUUUCCAAGAAGAAGAUGAAGAUCGUGCUACUGGCUAUUCCGUGUUUGAGAGGCUGACAUCGUGAAAUAUUUGUAAAGUGCUUUUUUAGAUUUAUAGGAAACUUACUGAAACACACUGUAGUUUGAUUGGUGUAGACUUUUAUUUGUUUCUCACAUAGCUUAUACCAUUACUUUGUGGUUCUUCACACAGAUUUCACUUGUAGCCUCAAGUGUUUAAAAAUAAUGUGCUUCUUUCUAUGUAUGAGACCUGCUAUAAAAAUUGUGAUAUGAAAGCAUAAUGCCAGGCUGAUGGCAUCCUCCUAUUA